This is a messenger RNA of Harmonia axyridis, 1939 nucleotides long. It is a transcript of the gene phtm, whose product is annotated as cytochrome P450 306a1. The record is from RefSeq and is a predicted model, not a curated record. Gene Ontology annotation, cellular component: cytoplasm; intracellular membrane-bounded organelle. Bases 176 to 1672 code for a protein of 498 amino acids. The transcript has 7 exons. Gene Ontology annotation, molecular function: heme binding; iron ion binding; oxidoreductase activity, acting on paired donors, with incorporation or reduction of molecular oxygen, reduced flavin or flavoprotein as one donor, and incorporation of one atom of oxygen. Gene Ontology annotation, biological process: xenobiotic metabolic process. Lineage: Eukaryota; Metazoa; Arthropoda; Insecta; Coleoptera; Coccinellidae.
AUGGUUGAAAAAUCACAUUUACAUAAAGAUCAAAUUCUUCUAAAGGCGGGUUCAAGAGUGUGACCUUGUUAGCCGAGACUCGUUCCAAAUAUAGGAAAGAUCAGUCGAUGCAGCUUUAGGACGUUGACCAGAACCCUAAGACGGCCUGGUACUAUUCCACCUCAGCUAAAAACAAAUGACAUCAACGUUCCUCAUUGGUUUGAUCCUUGUCGUCCUCUUUUUGUCGUGGUGGCGAAAACGAAACCAAUUCCUUCCACCAGGACCAUGGAACAUCCCAAUUAUAGGCUCGCUGUUCUGGUUGGAUCCCAAAAAACCAUACAAAACUCUGCAUGACUUUGCCAAAAGAUACGGACCUAUCUAUGGUCUUUAUAUGGGAGGUAUUUAUACCGUGGUUCUUUCUGAUGCAAAGCUGAUCAAGAAGGUUCUUUCUAAGGAAGCAACUACAGGGAGAGCUCCUCUAUAUAUCACUCACGGUUUGAUGAAAGGAUGUGGCAUCAUCUGUGCUGAGGGGCCAUUGUGGAAGGACCAAAGGAAACUGCUCUUCAAUUUUUUACGAAACAUAGGUGCUGCCAAAGUUAGUACAAAAAGAACUGCCAUGGAAAACUCGAUACUAAAACACGUUGAUGGUUUUAUCGAUUAUAUCGAAAGUGUAGGACAAUCUCCUAAUUUUUCACCUCUAGAGCAUUUACGACAUACUAUUGGUUCGUUUAUGAACGAAAUUGUUUUUGGAGAGUCUUGGUCCAAAGAUGAUAAGACUUGGAUCUACCUGCAGCAUCUUCAAGAAGAAGGCAUCAAAUAUAUAGGCAUUGCUGGACCAGUCAAUUUCCUACCAAUACUCAGGUUUCUUCCUAUAUUCCGCAAGAAUUUGAAGUUCCUCCAAGACGGUUUAGAGACCACUCACAAACUGUACGAUGAAAUAAUUGCAAACCAUCGUAAAACUCUGAAACAACAAUUGGAUGAAAACCCUGACUUCGAACCACAGAAUCUGUUAGAUACUUUCCUUCUCGAGAAGAAGAAGAAAGAGAACACACCAGAAGGGCUGUUCUAUAAUGACCAGCAACUGAGAUAUUUGCUUGCAGAUGUAUUUGGAGCAGGACUUGAUACUACUCUCACCACCUUGAGUUGGUACCUGCUAUUUAUGAGCCUUCAUGAAGACUUUCAACAACUGGUUCGAGAAGAACUAGCUUCAGUUCUGCAGGGUAGACGUCCAACUAUGGUAGACUUUCAAGAAUUACCACUCUUUGAAGCUUCUAUAGCCGAAGUGCAGAGAGUAAGAUCCACAGUACCAGUUGGCAUACCACAUGGUACAAUAGCCCCUAUAGAAAUAGAAGGAUUUCAAAUACCAAAAGAAACUAUGAUAAUACCAUUGCAAUGGUCAGUUCAUAUGGAUGAGAAGAAGUGGAGAGAUCCUGAAAUAUUCGAUCCGAAGAGGUUUUUAGAUGAAAAUGUUAGUUUUUGUCGGUCAGAGAAUUUUAUACCCUUUCAAGCAGGCAAAAGGAUAUGCAUAGGAGAUGAACUGGCUAAGAUGCUGUUGUACUUAUUUGCUUCCACAAUACUACAAAAAUACCGUUUAUCGAUAGAUAGUAGGGAAAAUGUUAAUUUAGAUGGACAUUGUGGUAUAACUCUAUCUCCUGAAAGCUUCAAGAUCACCUUCGAGAAUUUUCAAGCUUAAUAUUGUAUUUUCUGGAUGAAAAUUAAUCUGUGAUUUAUUUUAUAUCUGGCUGACUGUAUCCUGUUCCUCAUUUUUUUUAUACAAUUUGAGGAAGAAUCAAUAAUUAAUUUUUCCAAAGGUGAAAGAUUCUUAGAAAGAUUGCUAUGAAAAAAAUUAUAAUUUGAUAUGUUAUUAAGUUUUAAAAAUGUUGUAUACAUAUUUUUUCUUUACCUCAUGGUCACUUUUAAAUAUUUAAUUUCAAGACACAAAGGAUAUUAUUAAAUUAUG